UGUAUAGUCCAACUUCAAAAUCUGUUCAACUUAAAUUAGAAAGGGGCCAAUUCCUGGGAAUUCGUACAGCUUUAGGAUAUAGAAAUAGCACGCCAAAUAAUGUGUUGAUUGCAGAAUCCAAGGUUAUUUUAUUAAAAGAUAGAGCUUUGAUGUUAGCUAAAAAUUUUUGUAGCAAAAUAUUUAAAUAUGGAGAAAAUACACUUAGAAAUAGUCUUAAUAACCUUCUAAACAAAGAGAUGUUUGCAAGAUAUAGAAAUCCAAGUUUUAAUAAGAGUACUAUUAGUGAAGCAUGGGAGUAUACGCGUCGUUUUAGCAACAGACUAGGUGCCCAAGAACACACUUUUGAAAUAUGGAACAUGGAAUAUAGCUCCCUGACUAAUGCGAUAAAUAUAGAUUUUGAAAUCGGCAAGAUCAUUAAAAAAAAAGGAAAAAAAAGUGACUGUGAUAUUAGUAAAAUAAAAGGAUAUAGGACUUUAGAUAUUAAAAUGAUUAACGAAAUUAAACAGAGAUAUAAGUUAGAUAAUAAAACUUUUAUUAUGUAUACUGACGGUUCUAAAGACAUAACGGCUCAAUCAACAGGUGCUGGUAUAGCCAUUGAGGAGCAAGACGAAGGUUAUUAUAUUAGUUUACCUAAGGAAUGCACAAUAUUUACGGUAGAGGCAAUAGCAAUUUCUACAGCUCUAAAGAUUGCAGAAAGUAGAAGGAAUUCCUUCAAUAAUGUAGUUAUAUUUUCUGACUCGAAGUCCGUUCUUCAAGCUAUCUCUCAAAAUAAUAUUAAUGUAUAUAAAAAUAAGUAUGUUCUUGAAAUAAGAAGGCUAUAUAGUCGAUUUAAAGAUCUUUAUUUUAAGAAUAUAUUGUUUGUAUGGAUUCCAUCUCACUAUGGAAUCUCGGGAAAUGAAAUUGCAGAUUUCCUAGCAAAAGCAGGCACCCAGGAACCGGCAAAUGUUGAAUUUGAUAUUCCUAUUAGAGAUUUAAGAAAUAUAUAUAAAAAUGAAGCGUGGAUAAGAACACAAGAAUAUGUUAUUAGAGAUUCUAGAUUGAAAGGAAAGUACUAUUUUUCUAACUUUUAUGAUAGGAACAGUAAAAUACCGUGGUUUGAACAUUUUAACGAGGAAAGAUAUUUUGUAACCUUUGUAAAUAGAUUAAGAGCGAAUCAUUAUAAUUUAAAUGCAUCGUUAGCAAGGAAAAACUAUAUAAAUGACACAAGAUGUGAUUGUGGCUACGAAUAUGAGGAUAUCGAUCACGUGAUUUGGCGAUGUCAUCGAUACGACGAAGAGAGAAUGAGAAUGGGAGACAUCUUAAGUAGCAGGAAUAUCGACGGAGUGGAAAGCGUUACAGACAUCCUGAAGAAAAAAGAUUGGAAGAAAUUUGGUGUUAUAUUCAAUUUUAUCAAGAAAUUGAACAGAAUUAUUUAAAAACUUACU
This is a messenger RNA of Nylanderia fulva, 1424 nucleotides long. NCBI's taxonomy places the organism in Eukaryota, Metazoa, Arthropoda, Insecta, Hymenoptera, Formicidae. The record is from RefSeq and is a predicted model, not a curated record.